AUGGCCCGCCAAGUUAUCGUUGUUGCUCUUAUUUUCAUGGCUGUUGUUGGCGCAUUUGUUGCCGACGCAGCACCAUCACCAGCCCCUUCACAAGCCCCUUCUUCCUCACCUUCUGGAGCUCCUGCUAGUGGCCCCAUCAGCGCUAGCCCUAGCGAGGGCCCCUCUGCUGAAGGAUCCGAGGCUGAAGGACCCGAUACUGAAGGACCCGAUGCUGAAGGACCCGAUGCCGAUGGACCCGAUGUUGAAGGACCCGAAGGUGAUGACGUUGACUAUACUGACUAA
Messenger RNA from Gossypium raimondii (Peruvian cotton), 282 nucleotides. RefSeq names its product classical arabinogalactan protein 11. Lineage: Eukaryota; Viridiplantae; Streptophyta; Magnoliopsida; Malvales; Malvaceae. The transcript has a single exon. The record is from RefSeq and is a predicted model, not a curated record. Bases 1 to 282 code for a protein of 93 amino acids.